AUGUAUAGCUUCUCUUUCACAUGGCCGUCAAGAUGUGGUGACAAGGUCGGAUCUCCUCUGAUCUCUUGGUCAGGCGGAAGGGGAAUAUCCAUACCAAGGGGGAUCGCCACUGUCAUUCAUUUGGGGUCUAAGGCCCUGACCCCUGGGGAGUCAGGAAUAAGAAAUGAGAAUGGGAAAAGAAAAAGUGCGGAGGAAGCUGUUGCGCCGUAUUCUCAUAUCCAUAAUGCCUGGCUGAUAAAUGACUAUCCAUACAAGGUCCAAGUCGAAGAUAGAAAGGAACGGAGAGAGUUAAAUUCCCAUAGAAAUUCGUGCUUUCGGUUGUCAAAAGAAGGAAACGAUCCAUCGAAGUAUAAAGGGAGGGCGUCUUAG
Messenger RNA from Microsporum canis CBS 113480, 369 nucleotides. RefSeq lists its product as uncharacterized. The coding region runs from base 1 to 369 and encodes 122 amino acids. The record is from RefSeq and is a predicted model, not a curated record. Lineage: Eukaryota; Fungi; Ascomycota; Eurotiomycetes; Onygenales; Arthrodermataceae. The transcript is spliced from 3 exons.